CCGUAGACGAUUUGCACGUUCGUCCAUCCAACGUGUAACGAUAUACCGGUAGCGAGAUAGUUUCUGUCAUUUUUCUUUUUAUUUAGACGCGAUUAGAAUUUAUAUACGAAUAUGGACGAUAUUAUAUAAUGUGGACGAAUAUCUGUGUGAUCGGCAUUCUGUCUGUGAUUGGAAUUAGUGCACAUUCUGUUUCCGAUGAAGUUUUGCCAUGGUCCUUGGGAAAAGCCCUGCACGCGAAGAAACUCCCGUAUGCGUAUCAUGCAUCGUAUAACUGCGAAAAUGUAGGCCAUUUCCCGGACGUCCACAACUGCAAGCGAUUUUAUCAGUGUAACAUCUUCUUCGGACUACCUUUUGUUCAAAAUGUUUAUGAGUGCGAGAAUAAUCUGGUAUUCUCGAUCAACACAGAAACCUGUGUAACACCCGAACAGAGUGGUAGAUCGGAAUGCAGGGAAAGAGAUGCACCACCUGCAAAAAGGAAACCACAGCCGUCGGCUUCGCUUCAGGAACCACUAAAGAAAACUGAAGCACCACCUACGAAAGCAAAAUUAAAACCAACACCAACGCCAAAACCACAAUCACAAACAUCUAGAAAACCGCUAAAGAAGACUGCUAUACCACCGCUCCCACAACCGUCUCCGUCAUCUUCACCACCAUCUCCAAAACCGCAACCAGAACCACAACCGCUGGAUUCAUUAAUUUCCCAACCACCGCAGGAUCCUCUAACUCCGGCUGAAUUGCAACCGAAAGACGAGUCAAAACCGGGGCCGAAACCAGAAACAUCGUUGCUCAGUGUCACUGAACCGCUCGCACAAUGGCAUCAAGCUCCAAAACCCAACUCUGCAAUUUUGAAACCCAACGGCACAGCUCUGGAGCCCAAUGCCACAACUGUGAAACUCACUGCCAAACCUUUAGAAUCCAUCACCACAACUUUGGAACCCAAAGGCCUAACACCGGAACCUAUCGCCAAAACUUUGAAACCUACCACUACAAUUUUAAAACCCAACAUCACAGAAGACACGCCUAAAAAAAUUUUGCAAAUUAACAAAUCUAUGGUCGGAACCUCGAAUCCAAACAUCACAAAAAACAUACCGGAACAAACUAUUGAAAUCGAGAAACCUGUCAUUCCUGAUGUGAAACCCAACGUGACAAAAGGGCUAUUUGGACAAAUUUCUAAAACUGUGGAAACCGUCGACGUAACUUCGCAACCCAACAUCACAGAAAGCAUAUCUGAACAAGUUCCUGAAACCGAGAGAGCCGUCGUCGGAACUACCAAACCCAACAUCACAGAGGAUAUAACUGAACAAAACCCUGAACCCGAUAAACCUAUCGUCGCAGUUGUGAAACCGAAUAUCACGAAAGAGAUAGUUGAAAAUAUUCCUGAAAUUGAGAGAUUUACCGUCAGAACUACGACACCCAACAUCACAGAAGACAUAAGUCCACAAAUUCCUAAAAUCGAUAAACCUAUCAUCGCAACUUCGACACCUACAAUCCUAGAGAUCAUAUCUGAACAAAUUCCUGAAAGCGAGAAACCCGUCAUUUCAGAUAUGAAACCCAAAAUCGUAAAAGGGCUAUCUGGACAAAGUCCUGAAACUGUGCAAUCUGCCGUCAGAACUUCGACACCUGUCAUUACAGACGAUCUACUUAACGUAAUUACUGAAAUUGAAGAAUAUGCCAUCGAAACUUCGAAAUUGAACGAUACAGAGGACAUAUCUGAAGAAAUUCCAGAAAUUGGACAAUUUGUCGACAGACCUUCGGAGUCCAACAUCACAGAGGAAAUAUCUGAAACAAUUCCUAAAAUUGAGGAAGCUAUCGAUGGAACUUUAGCACCUAACAUUACAAAGGCCAUAACUGAAAAAAUUCCAGAAUCUAAGAAAGCCGACGACGAAACUUCGAUUAUCAACAUCACAGAGGGAAUAUCUGAAAAAAUUCCUAAAAUUGAGAAAGCUGUCGAUGGAACUUUACCACCUGACAUAGCAGAGGAUAUGUCUGAACAGAUUCCUCAAUCUAAAGAAGCUGUCGAUGGAACUUCGAACCCCAACAUCGCAGAGGGAAUAUCUGAACAGAGUCCUCAAUCUAAAGAAGCCACUCACGAAACUUUGAUCCCCAACAUCUCAGAGGGAAUAUCUGAAAAAAUUCCUGAAAUUGAGAAAGCUAUCGAUGGAACUUUAGUACCUAACAUCACAGUGGGCAUAUCUGAACAGACUUCUCAAUCUAAAAAAGCCACUGACGAAACUUCGAUCCCCAACAUCUCAGAGGGAAUAUCUGAAAAAAUUCCUGAAAUUGGGGAAACUGUCGAUGGAACUUCGGAGCACAACAUCAUAGGAGGGCUAUUUGGAGAAAUUGUUGGAUCGGAGAAACCUGUAGUCGGAACUUCGAACCCCAAAAUCACAGAGAGUAUAUCUGAAACAAUUCCUUAUAUUGAAGAAACUGUCGAUGGAACAUUAGCACCUAACACCACAGGGGGCAUAUCUGAACAGACUCCUCAAUCUGAAAAAGCCACUCACGAAACUUCGAUGACCAACAUCACUGAGGGCGUAUCUGAACAGACUUCUCAAUCUAAAGAAGCCGCCCACGAAACUUCCAUGCCCAACAUCUCAGAGGGAAUAUCUGAACAGACUCCUCAAUCUAAAGAAACCGCCCACGAAACUUUGAUCCCCAACAGCACAGAGGGAAUAUCUGAACAGACUCUUCAAUCUAAAGAAGCCGUCCACGAAACUUUGAUCCCCAACAGCACAGAGGGAAUAUCAGAAAAAGUUCCUGAAAUUAUAGAAGCUACCGAUGAAACUUUAGCACCUAACAUCACCGAGGGUAUAUCUAAACAGACUUCUCAAUCUAAAGAAGCCGCCCACGAAACUUCGAUGCCCAACAUCAUAGAAGGACUAUUUGGAGAAAUUGUUGGAUCGGAGAAACCUGUGGUUGGAACUUCGAACUCCAAUAUCACAGAGGGUAUAUCUGAAAAAGUUCCUGAAAUUGAAGGAGCUCUCAAUGGAACUUUAGCACCUAACAUCACAAAGGGCAUAUCUGAACAGACUCCACAAUCUGAAAAAGCCAUUCACGAAACUUCGAUGCCCGACAUAUCAGAGGGAAUAUCAGAACAGACUCCUCAAUCUAAAGAAGCCGCCCACAAAACUUCGAUGCCCAACAUUACAGUGGGAAUAUCUGAAAAAAUUCCUGAAAUGGAGGAAGCUGCCGAAGGAACUUCGGAGCCCAACAUCAUAGAAGGACUAUUUGGAGAAAUUAUUGGAUCGGAGAAACCUGUAGUUGGAACUUCGAACUCCAACAUCACAGAGGGUAUAUCUGAAAAAGUUCCUGAAAUUGAGGAAGCCGUCAAUGGAACUUUAGCACCUAACAUCACAGAGGGCAUAUCUGAACAGACUCCUCAAUCUAAAGAAACCGACCACGAAACUUCGAUGCCCAACAUCUCAGAGGGAAUAUCAGAACAGACUCCUCAAUCUAAAGAAGCCGCCCACAAAACUUCGAUGCCCAACAUUACAGUGGGGAUAUCUGAAAAAAUUCCUGAAAUGGAGGAAGCUGCCGAAGAAACUUCGGAGCCCAACAUCAUAGAAGGAAUAUUUGGAGAAAUUGUUGGAUCGGAGAAACCUAUAGUUGGAACUUCUAACUCCAACAACACAGACGGUAUAUCUGAAAAAGUUCCUAAAAUUGAGGGAGCCCUUAAUGGAACUUUAGCACCUGACAUCACAAAGGGCAUAUCUGAACGGACUCCUCAAUCUGAAAAAGCCAUUCACGAAACUUCGAUGCCCAACAUCUCAGAGGGAAUAUCUGAAAAAAUUCCUGAAAUGGAGGAAGCUGCCGGAGGAACUUCGGAGCCCAACAUCAUAGAAGGACUAUUUGGAGAAAUUGUUGGAUCGGAGAAACCUAUAGUUGGAACUUCGAACUCCAACAUCACAGAGGGUAUCUCUGAAAAAAUUCCUGAAAUUGAGGAAGCUCUCAAUGGAACUUUAGCACCUAACAUCACAGAGGGCAUAUCUGAACAGACGUCUCAAUCUGAAAAAGCUAUUCACGAAACUUCGAUGCCCAACAUCUCAGAGGGAAUAUCAGAACAGAGUUCUCAAUCUAAAGGAGCCGCCCACAAAACUUCGAUUCCCAAAAUCACAGUGGGGAUAUCUGAAAAAAAUCCUGAAAUGGAGGAAGCUGCCGAAGGAACUUCGGAGCCCAACAUCAUAGAAGGACUAUUUGGAGAAAUUGUUGGGUCGGAGAAACCUGUAGUUGGAACUUCGAACUCCAACAACACAGAGGGUAUAUCUGAAAAAGAUCCUGAAAUUGAGGGGGCUCUCAAUGAAACUUUAGCACCUAACAUCACAAAGGGCAUAUCUGAACAGACUUCUCAAUCUAAAGAAGCCGCCCACAAAACUUCGAUGCCCAACAUCACAGUGGGGAUAUCUGAAAAAAUUCCUGAAAUGGAGGAAGCUGCCGAAGGAACUUCGGAGCCCAACAUCAUAGAGGGGCUAUUUGGAGAAAUUGUUGGAUCAGAGAAACCUGUAGUUGGAACUUCGAACUCGAACAACACAGAGGGUAUAUCUGAAAAAGUUCCUGAAAUUGAGGGAGCUCUCAAUGAAUCUUUAGCACCUAACAUCACAGAGGGCAUAUCUGAACAGACUCCUCAAUCUAAAGAAGCCGCCCACGAAACUUCGAUGCCCAACAUCACAGUGGGAAUAUCUAAAAAAAAACCUGAGAUGGAGGAAGCUGCCGAAGGAACUUCGGAGCCCAACAUCAUAGAGGGGCUAUUUGGAGAAAUUGUUGGAUCGGAGAAACCUGUGGUUGGAACUUCGAACUCCAACAUCACAAAGGGUAUAUCUGAAAAAGUUCCUGAAAUUGAGGGAGCUCUCAAUGGAACUUUAGCACCUAACAUCACAGAGGGCAUAUCUGAACAGACUCCUCAAUCUGAAAAUGCCACUCACGAAACUUCGAUGACCAACAUUUCAGAGGGAAUAUCAGAACAGAGUCCUCAAUCUAAAGAAUCCGCACACGAAACUUCGAUGCCCAACAUCACAGUGGGAAUAUCUAAAAAAAAACCUGAAAUGGAGGAAGCUGCCGGAGGAACUUCGGAGCCCAACAUCAUAGAGGGGCUAUUUGGAGAAAUUGUUGGAUCGGAGAAACCUGUGGUUGGAACUUCGAACUCCAACAUCACAGAGGGUAUAUCUGAAAAAGUUCCUGAAAUUGAGGGGGCUCUCAAUGAAACUUUAGCACCUAACAUCACAAAGGGCAUAUCUGAACAGACUUCUCAAUCUAAAGAAGCCGCCCACAAAACUUCGAUGCCCAACAUCACAGUGGGGAUAUCUGAAAAAAUUCCUGAAAUGGAGGAAGCUGCCGAAGGAACUUCGGAGCCCAACAUCAUAGAGGGGCUAUUUGGAGAAAUUGUUGGAUCAGAGAAACCUGUAGUUGGAACUUCGAACUCGAACAACACAGAGGGUAUAUCUGAAAAAGUUCCUGAAAUUGAGGGAGCUCUCAAUGAAACUUUAGCACCUAACAUCACAGAGGGCAUAUCUGAACAGACUCCUCAAUCUAAAGAAGCCGCCCACGAAACUUCGAUGCCCAACAUCACAGUGGGAAUAUCUAAAAAAAAACCUGAGAUGGAGGAAGCUGCCGAAGGAACUUCGGAGCCCAACAUCAUAGAGGGGCUAUUUGGAGAAAUUGUUGGAUCGGAGAAACCUGUGGUUGGAACUUCGAACUCCAACAUCACAGAGGGUAUAUCUGAAAAAGUUCCUGAAAUUGAGGGGGCUCUCAAUGAAACUUUAGCACCUAACAUCACAGAGGGCAUAUCUGAACAGACUCCUCAAUCUGAAAAUGCCACUCACGAAACUUCGAUGACCAACAUUUCAGAGGGAAUAUCAGAACAGAGUCCUCAAUCUAAAGAAUCCGCACACGAAACUUCGAUGCCCAACAUCACAGUGGGAAUAUCUAAAAAAAAACCUGAAAUGGAGGAAGCUGCCGAAGGAACUUCGGAGCCCAACAUCAUAGAGGGGCUAUUUGGAGAAAUUGUUGGAUCGGAGAAACCUGUGGUUGGAACUUCGAACUCCAACAUCACAGAGGGUAUAUCUGAAAAAGUUCCUGAAAUUGAGGGAGCUCUCAAUGGAACUUUAGCACCUAACAUCACAGAAGGCAUAUCUGAACAGACUCCUCAAUCUGAAAAUGCCACUCACGAAACUUCGAUGACCAACAUCACCUCGGGCAUAUCUGAACAGACUUCUCAAUCUAAAGAAACCGAGCACGAAACUUCGAUCUCCAACAUCUCAGAGGGAAUAUCAGAACAGAGUCCACACUCUAAAGAAGCCGGCCACAAAACUUCGAUGCCCAACAGUACAGAGGGAAUAUCUGAAAAAGUUCCUGAAAUUAUGGAAGCUACCGAUGAAACUUUAGCACCUAACAUCACCGAGGUCAUAUCUAAACGGACUCCUGAAUCUAAAGGAGCCGUCAACAGAACUCCGAACCCCAACAUCACAGAGGACAUAUCUCAAGAAAUUCCUGAAAGUGGAGAAGCUGUCGAUAGAACUUCGACACCUAACAUCACAAAGGGAAUAUCUGAAAAAAUUCCUGAGAUUGAGGAAACUAUCGAUGGAACUUUAGCACCUAACGUCACAGAAGUCAUAUCUAAACAGACUCCUGAAUCUAAAGGAGCCGUCAACAGAACUCUGAACCUCAACAUCACAGAGGGAAUAUCUGAAGAGUUUCCUCAAUCUAAAGAAGCCGUCGACGAAACUUCGAACCCCAACGUCACAAAGGGAAUAUCUGAAAAAAUUCCUGAAAUGGAGGAGGCUGUCAUUGAAACUUCGCAACCUAACAUCACAGGAGUACUAUAUGAUGAUGUUGCUAAAGCGGGGAGAAGAGAUCCUUCUAAUGAUACUGACGAUCAACAUUCCACGAAUGCUGCGUUAUCGAUAACUACGGUUUCCUUGCCCAAGGGAAUCAACGAACAACAAGAUUGUGUCAAAGAGGGUUUCUUCCCUGAUUCCGAGGAUUGUUCGAAAUUUUAUAGAUGCGUACUAUACGGAGAUUCCUUGGUUAGGUACCAGUUCUCUUGUCCCGUUGGAACGUUUUGGGACGAUCAGCUGGAAACAUGCAAUUUCCCAAAGAGAAUUAAGUCCAAAGGUUUAUGCAAACGCCGGAUAUACGCUGCAUCUCUAGUACCUGAAUUUUCAAAGUUCAAAAUUGAAGACAGUCCUGAUAUUGGCAAUCUAAGCGUAGAUAGGUUCUGUAUCAUUUGUCCAAGUGGUUUUCGGCGACAUCCGAAAUAUUGCAAUAUAUUCUAUCAGUGUGUUAAUAACGGCGAUAUGAUGGUGAAUAUCAUGCCGUUUGCGUGUCCAAGAGGCUCCGUUUUUGACGAGGAAAAAUUGUUGUGCUCAUCAGGAACAGACGAUUGCGCGAAAUUUUCACUUCACAAACUGCCUGAUUCGAUUACAGUCAUAAACCGCUUAAAUGAGGUAUUAUGUACAAGCGAGGGGCGGUUCCCAUAUGAAGAACCUUGUUCGAGCAAAUAUUUCAAAUGUAUACGUAACGAACGAGGAGCGCUCGAAGGAUACCUACUAGAUUGUCCGCCGAAAUAUGCGUACUCACCAGUUUCGGGUAAUUGCGUACCUUCAGAGACAUAUCCAUAUUGCGCGAACUAUUAUUAAAUUAACGAUAAUAUUGAAUCUUAAUUACUUUGUAAUUUUACACUCGUCACAAUGUGGUGAUUGCUGUAACGUGUUGGAGUUUAAAAAUAUCUACUUUUUGACUCAAAUUUAA
Bombus terrestris (buff-tailed bumblebee) is the source of this 7743-nucleotide messenger RNA. Its product is annotated as titin homolog. The record is from RefSeq and is a predicted model, not a curated record. The transcript is spliced from 4 exons. Bases 129 to 7631 code for a protein of 2500 amino acids. Gene Ontology annotation, molecular function: chitin binding. NCBI's taxonomy places the organism in Eukaryota, Metazoa, Arthropoda, Insecta, Hymenoptera, Apidae. Gene Ontology annotation, cellular component: extracellular region.